Messenger RNA from Solea senegalensis (Senegalese sole), 3992 nucleotides. It is a transcript of the gene ptenb, whose product is annotated as phosphatase and tensin homolog B. The coding region runs from base 642 to 1976 and encodes 444 amino acids. Gene Ontology annotation, biological process: phosphatidylinositol dephosphorylation; regulation of phosphatidylinositol 3-kinase/protein kinase B signal transduction; cell motility. The transcript has 8 exons. Gene Ontology annotation, molecular function: inositol-1,3,4,5-tetrakisphosphate 3-phosphatase activity; phosphatidylinositol-3,4,5-trisphosphate 3-phosphatase activity; phosphatidylinositol-3,4-bisphosphate 3-phosphatase activity. The record is from RefSeq and is a predicted model, not a curated record. Lineage: Eukaryota; Metazoa; Chordata; Actinopteri; Pleuronectiformes; Soleidae. Gene Ontology annotation, cellular component: plasma membrane; cell projection; cytosol.
AAAAAAAAAAUCAUUCAAGAGAGACUCUUAUUGUGAAGGCGUGUAGCGGAAGUGCCUGUGCUGACGAGGUCCCGUCUCUUCCUGCGGUCAGACGCCGUUCACACAGAUUUUCUCUCCGCCUGUUCGAGUCCAAUCACGGCGGCUCGACUGCUCCCCGAGGCCGGAACUCACCGACAGGAUCCAGCCGUCGUCCGGAGGGAGGUCUGGAUUUCUACCGAUUACCGUGCGGUGGAUGGUUUUGUGCUCGGGGGGUGGGGACCUGGAAACCAGGGCCCGCAGAGGGAGUAGGGAGGAGGCCCCGACGCCCCCUUGUUCUGACCCAGAAAAAGCGCCGACGGCCGGGCUGCACGUCUACUAGCAGGCCGCCUAGCUUCUGGGCGCACCGGAGCUCGCAGGGUGUCACCGGAGAGGAGCGGAAAACCGGGUCGCUCUGAACCCGGUCGCCUAUCCCACUUUUUAUUAAUAAACGAUUUUUUCUGUACUUGAAGAAAAUAAAGUCUGGAUAUCGGGGACUAGGUGUAAGCUAGCUGCAGGCGAGCAGUUAGCUUGUGUCCCCGGUGAGCAGAGCGGAGGCUCCGGGAGGAGCACCGCGGCUCUCCGCGGACUGUCUGCGGGGUUCCCGCUGCUCACAGACGCUCACCAUGGCGGCGUUAAUCAAGGAGAUCGUGAGCAGGAAUAAGAGACGGUACCAGGAGGACGGCUUCGAUCUGGACUUGACCUACAUUUACCCAAACAUCAUAGCCAUGGGGUUUCCUGCCGAUCGGCUGGAGGGCGUCUACAGGAACAACAUCGAUGAUGUCAUACGAUUCCUGGAUUCAAAACACAAGAAUCAUUACAAGAUCUACAACCUGUGCGCUGAACGACAUUACGACACGUCCAAAUUCAACUGUCAAGUGGCUCAGUACCCAUUUGAGGACCAUAAUCCUCCUCAGCUGGAGCUGAUCCGGCCGUUCUGCGAGGAUCUGGAUCAGUGGCUCAGCGAGGACGAGCAGCACGUCGCCGCCAUCCACUGCAAGGCGGGCAAAGGUCGCACAGGGGUCAUGAUCUGCGCGUACCUGCUGCACCGCCGCAAGUUCCAGGAGGCGCAGGAGGCGCUGGACUUCUAUGGCGAGGUCCGCACACACGACAAGAAGGGCGUUACCAUCCCCAGUCAGCGGCGUUACGUCAUCUACUACAGCUUCCUGCUGAGGAACCGUCUGCAGUACAAACCCGUCGCUCUGCUCUUCCAUAAGAUGCUGUUUGAAACCGUCCCCAUGUUCACGGCCGGCACCUGCAAUCCUCAGUUUGUGGUUUACCAACUGAAGGUGAAGAUCCACACCUCUAACCCCGCCCACACCAGACGGGAGGACAAGGUGAUGCUGUUCGAGUUCCCACAGCCACUUCCUGUGUGCGGCGACAUCAAGGUGGAGUUCUUCCACAAGCAGAACAAGAUGAUGAAGAAGGUUUGUUUUCUUUGUUCUGAGCUCAGAGACAUUUGUCCUCCACACGUGGACGUGUGUGUCCUCACACGUCUUCUGUCUCUGCAGGAAAAGAUGUUCCACUUCUGGGUCAACACGUUCUUUAUCCCGGGACCGGACGAGAAUCUGGACAAACUGGAGAACGGCAGCACUGGAGCGGCGCGGGAAUCGGCCGACAGAACGCACCAGAACCCGGGUCGUGACGUGGUGAACGCGAUGACAGGAAGUGACACCAACGACAGAGACUUCCUGGUCCUCACACUGAACAAGAACGACCUGGACAAGGCCAACAAAGACAAGGCCAACAAGAACUUUUCCCCCAACUUUAAGGUGAAGCUGUUCUUCACAAAGACGGUGGAGGAGGGCGGGAACUGCGACGCGAGUAGCACAUCGUCCUCGUUGACCCCGGACGUCAGCGACAAUGAACCGGAUCACUACCGCUACUCCGACACAACGGACUCGGACCCGGAGAACGAGCCUUUUGAAGAGGACGACCGAGACCAGAUCACAAAAGUCUGACCCACAAACACACAUAUACACAGGAUGUAUGUACAUACAUAUAUAUUUGUAUCCACAUGAACCCCCACACUCUGACGGGGAUUAUACCCACCGGACCAGAACUGAUCCAUAAGACUGAGAUCAGAAUAUAAGACACGCCCCUCCCACACCUCGGUGCACACCUGGACAAUCACCUGACGGACAGAAGACGGACGAGUGGACAGUGACCGGGUCAAACUUGAAUAUUGAGUAGAUGUCUUUAGUGAUAAAUCCCGGCUCCCCAUGUGUCCUACUGUCCUUUCCUUGCUGACGAGGAAACUCUACGUCUUGCAUUUGGUCAUUGGCUCUUUGUGCGAUAACGUCCAAAAUAAGGGUGUCAGUGGGUUUCGAUUUUUUGUCCUUGUCAGCGAGUUUUUGUUGUCAGUUGUCAAAAAUCCUCCUAGUUCAGUUCAGACCAGUCUGGACCUGGUCCGGUCUGGAUUAGCGCACAAAGAGACUUUGUUUAAGCUUUAGUUCAAAUGUGACGAUGUCAAUCAUAAUUUCUGUUCAAUCACUUUCACAUGUUUUGAUUUUCCCGUUAACGUUAGAACAUUCCUGCUAACACCAGGUGGGCGGGGUUAGCACUUUAUACAGGACGUCAGGAAAAGCCGUUCUUUUAGCGCCGGGUUCGUCCAGGCCGAACAUCGUAGAUUUGUUUCGCAUUCACGCGACAUUUGAAAAUGCGACAAAAGACGGAACACACAAAGACUGAAGACAGCGUCCUCUAGCUAGCGGGUCCUGCACACGCAGUAACGCCGCACUCACGAGUCCGACGUUCGACCGAUCCUUAAAUAUCGCUGCUCAUUCACUCUGAAUGUGGGCGGAGCCAUGCUGUGGCUCCAUUAGCUUUACCCACCAAUCAGAUCACAUCAGUACUCCGUCCAAACUCUGGGAGCUCGGGGACAAGUCCGUCCUGUCCCACGCCUCGGGCUGCGCCCACCACCGAGCAUUAAAGCGACGAGUUUGUGUGAGAGCUCUGUCGUCCUCGGACCAGCAGGUGGCAGCAGUUCAGCCGUCAUCAUGUCGGAGAAGUUAAUUAAAAUAAGCUUUUUGUCAUGAUCAGUGAGGUUAGCGUGUCUCUGUGCACGCCCUGUCUCAGGUGCGCUCACAUUAGCCCCUCCCUCAAUCUGAAACAUCAAAGAAAGGGGGCGUCAUAGUUUUUUUCCACAUUUCAAAACUCGUCAGAUCUUCUGUGACGUUUCUCCGCCGCCUCACUGAGGACACCGUGUGGACAGACGUGGUCUUUCACCGUCCUCGUUUUUUUGGUUGACAAAAAAAACAUUUCAGCUAGCUAUCAGUUUAAGCUCACCUUAACGCUGCAAAGUCUGUUUAGUUUUUAACGUUCACGUUCAUUUCACGAACAAAAAGCUGUGAAACUCUGGAUACAUUUAUGCUAACAUCCUGAAGCUAACACGACCCAUGUCAUGCUAACAUCCCGAGGCUAACAGAACCCAUGUCAUGCUAACAUCCCGAGGCUAACAGAACCCUUGUCAUGCUAACAUUCUGAGGCUAACGUUAACAGAAUCCAUGUCAUGCUAACAUCAGGCUUAAAGCUAACAAGUACCAGGUCUUGCUAUCAUGUUAAAGUCUUAGCACUUAACUAACAGGUCCCAUGCCAAUGCCAACAUCCCACUUAAGGCUAAAGCUAACAGGCCCCAUAUCACUUUCCAGACAUGCUUUCAUGCUAAUGUAGUGAAGUCACAUGUCUUUGCUAUCACGCUAAAGCUAAUGCUGUAAUGCUAACUUCCUGAGGUUAAAGCUAACAGCUUUCACACUAACAUGUUGAAUGCUAAGCUAACAGGUGGUCGUCGUGGAAACAGACGUGUGACAAUUGAUUCAAGUGUUUCCGUUCGUCACGAUUGUUGUUGAUUUGACCAGGUGAACCUGUAUCACCAUGGAAACGUGUUAAACUGACUCUUCCCCCUGGUCUUUUAUUCCCUCCUUGUUUUAUAAUGAAAUAAAAACGCUGUAAAGUGAAUAAACUAUUUAUAAACAGUC